CACCUUAUUCUGCUCUAACCAAUGCGCGCUGCCAUUACGACGACACCGGUUGUCAACUUCCGGUUCGUAGCGAUCGACCAGUAAGUUACUAGCAGCGAGAGAAUGAGUUCAGGUUCCACAUGUGCUGUUGUUGGUUGUUUUAACAAUUCAAAGAAGAUAAAAAACUUUUUAGAAACUGAGUGCUUCGAUCACAUGAUUAGAAGGAGAGAAUGCCCGUGUCCGGUUCCGUAUCAGCUACAUUCAAUGCCAGAGAGUAGACGUUUAGGGUGGUUAGCUGCGCUAAAACUGAAACAUCCACCGAAAAAGGUGUAUGUCUGCUCGCACCAUUUUGUUGACAAACGCCCCACGGAUGACCAUCCCAAUCCGGAAUUAUACCUUGGAUAUGACAGACCAGUGGUGAAGAAGAGACGUGCAAUUGUUCGUGUCGAAGCGACAGCAACUGCAGAAGUGACAGACUAGGAGGAUGAGGGCAUACCUGAGGUGCCACAACCGUCAUACAGCACUAUUUCCACCCAGUGGGAAGAUCCAUCGCUUUUGGACCACAACUAUGGUGAACAGCAGGGUGUUGACGAGACAGCCAAAGCUGCCACAACACAAACUGAAGAUUUCAGCUACUCCAUGCUUCAGAGUGAUGCCGAUUCGUUCCUCUACACUGGUGUCUCACUGGAAACCUUCAACUCUCUUGUUUCCACCUUAGAUGUAUUUGCUGAAAGGGCUUUUGUUUUGUCAGUGCGAGAUCAGAUACUAAUGACACUGAUAAAAUUGAAAUUAAAUCGUGUGCUGGGUGACCUUGGUAGGCAGUUUCAUGUGUCUCAGAGUGUUGCCAGUAAGGUUAUCUCAUUCUGGAUUGAUAAAAUGGAGGAGGUCUUGCGCCCUCUUAUUAUCUGGCUCCCAAAAGAAACCAUUAAGGCCACUAUGCCAGCUGCAUUCAAGAAGUUUUUUCCCAACACUACCUGUGUCAUUGACUGCAGCGAAAGUUUGUUACAGAAGGCGAAAAAUCUUGACUCUAGAGGGGAGUCCUACAGCCAUUACUACUCGCACAACACAAUCAAAUACCUUGUUGCUGUUGCCCCAUGUGGUUUAAUCAUGUUUAUUUCAACUGGAUAUGGAGGACGUGCCAGUGACAAAUAUAUCACAAUGAACUCUGGUAUCUUGGACUAUUUAAAGCCUGGAGAUGAAGUCAUGGCAGAUCGUGGGUUCUUGGUUCGUGAUUUGCUGUUUGAAAAAAGGGUCAAAUUGGUUCUGCCUGCUUUCACUAGAGGGGGUGCUCAGCUAACUGAGGAACAAGUCACAGCAUCUCGCAGGAUUGCAAAUGUUCGGAUUCAUGUUGAGAGGGCAAUCAGGCGACUUAAAGUAUACAAGAUCUUGUCUCAAGUAAUACCAAUUAACAUGACCCCCAAAAUUGAAAAAAUCCUCCGAAUCUGUGCGGCCCUCGCCAACCUAAGGGGUGAUCUCAUCCGUGAGUGAUAAGUGACAACAGUGGUGUUCUGAGGUUGUAGUUUCAUCUGCGCAGGCACACACACACACACUUUACACAUCUACAUAAAUUGCUCCUGUAUAUUUCAUAUUGAUAUCAUAUCGCUGCCUUUUUUAUUUUUUGACUGUUUAUAUUUACUCUUUGUAUGAAAUUUGGCCUGAAAUGGUUUUGGAUAGCCAUAUGUUAAAGGUUGUAUCAGGUUUUGCGCUCGUGCACGCGAAGUCGGAGCUAAACCUCACAACACCCACCCCCUGUCGGUGAUUUGUUGGAACACUUUGUUUUGGUGGUUGGUGAAACCAAUUGUUUUUGUGUGCAGAUUUUGGACGGCAUGCUUAUGGGGCGGGCAGAUAGCGGAUCGUUAGGAAAGAUUAGAUGAAUGUGAUCAUUUCUUUUUGAGCCUGAAAUCGCUGAUACAACCUUUUAAUUAAAAAAAUCUUGUAUAAUAUGACUUAAUGUUUUUGGUUUUUUUUGUAUUUAUAUGAUAUUUGUAUUUUUGUAAUUUAUUUUUUGCCAUGAAAAUAGCUUUGA
This is a messenger RNA of Xyrauchen texanus (razorback sucker), 2005 nucleotides long. RefSeq lists its product as uncharacterized. The transcript has 2 exons. The record is from RefSeq and is a predicted model, not a curated record. NCBI's taxonomy places the organism in Eukaryota, Metazoa, Chordata, Actinopteri, Cypriniformes, Catostomidae. Bases 619 to 1467 code for a protein of 282 amino acids.